AUGCUAUCUGGCUUCCACCGAGAUGCUAGUACCUGGCCUCCAAAGCCAGUCAUCAUCAUCACCGGCGGCAACAGCGGCGUUGGCUAUGGCAUCGCGCACAGAUUGAUCAAACAGCUGGGCAAUCCCGAUGCGACGGACAUCGUCGACGCCUUUCCCGAGCAAGUGCCACUCUCAGCAGAAGACAGCAAAGCGAGAUCGCCUUUCUCAACGCCCAAUGGUCUCACGCUCGUCUUAGCGUGCCGCAAUGCGAUCAAGGCCCACCGCGCCUGCUCCAACCUACUCAAGUUGGCCGGCAAGAAGCGACCGGAGGAUUAUCGAGAUCAACAGAUGUGGAAGGCAGAGAGGACAAGGCGCGCAAUGGCUCAAUCUUUCGACAGUGACGAUGACGGGUCCGCGCCAGAAUCCUCAAAGGCGGCUGCGAGCCGACCGAGAUAUCUUACACGCUUAGAAUACAGGCAGCACUGGCUCGAUGGCCUUCGCGUCGAAUUCGUGCCCAUGGAUCUCGCCAGCGUCAUAAGUGUAUUCGGCACCGUUUCCGCAAUUCAGCAAAGGUAUCCAUACGUGACACAUUUGUAUCUCAACGCCGGCUGCGGACCUUUCAUCGGCCUCAACUGGGGCGCAGCGUUCUAUGCGCUCGCAACGGACUACAUCGACAGCGUGACAUACCCCAAAUACCCCAUCGAAAAGACAGGCGAGAUGACCAAGGAUGGCCUGGGAUGGACUUGGCAAUGCAACGUCUUCGGACACUAUCUUCUCGCGAGAGGGUUGCUAGAUCAUCUCAACAAGGCACCCUUGCCAGAUUCGCGCAUCAUUUGGACAGGCUCACUGGACGGGCUACCCGAGUUCUACGAUCCCAAGACGUAUCAGGCUAUCGAAGGUGGCAAGGCCUAUCAGAGCACAAAAUUUCAGAUCGGCUUGCUUGCGUGGGCCUUCAACGCGCUCAUCAAGGCAGAGGCUCGAGGUCACCCGGUGCGCACGCGGAGCUAUCUCUGUCAUCCCGGCGUAGUGGCAGGCAAUAUGUUCUACGAUCUCUUGGGAUGGUUCCUCGAUCUUGGUAUGAGGAUGGCCUUCUACUUGGCCAGAUGGCUUGGGUCGCCCUACCAUUGUAUCAGCGAGUACAAGGCGGGAAUGGCGUUCGUCUUUGUCGGCCUUGCACCCCUCUUCCUGCUCCAUACGCAGCAGGACCGUGCACAGCGACUUGCAAGGCGGCAUCUUACCAGAUCGUCCAACGGGAACGUGCAGAUAUCUGCAAAGGGCGACCAACCUGUCGAUGCGCAGGAGGUCGACUGGCUGCCCACACGUUUCAGUGCACGCUGCUCGCGAGGUGGCAAUGAGUACGUCGGGAUCGAUGUCGUCUUGCCGUCUGCAGAGGAUCCCAGCAGACCAAAGAAGUGGUGGUGGGACGAAUCACUGGCGACAGAUCUCCUCGAGACAUGCGAGAAGCACAGACGGCAAUUCAUAAACGCAAAGUAA
Messenger RNA from Mixia osmundae IAM 14324, 1473 nucleotides. RefSeq lists its product as uncharacterized. NCBI's taxonomy places the organism in Eukaryota, Fungi, Basidiomycota, Mixiomycetes, Mixiales, Mixiaceae. The transcript has 5 exons. Gene Ontology annotation, molecular function: 3-beta-hydroxysteroid 3-dehydrogenase (NADP+) activity. The coding region runs from base 1 to 1473 and encodes 490 amino acids. Gene Ontology annotation, cellular component: mitochondrial outer membrane; lipid droplet; endoplasmic reticulum membrane. The record is from RefSeq and is a predicted model, not a curated record.